UAGCAAUAUAUAUAAAAUGUCUGAAAUGAAUGAAUGGUCAAAGUGGCUUGAUGAAGCCGUUACUAAAAAGCAUAUUAAACAUUAUGAGUACGAAUAUUUUAAAAAUAUUCAAGUGAUUGGUUUCGUUAGUUUUGGAAAAGUAUAUCGUGCAAAAUGGAAAAAUUCAUAUCAAUAUUUUGCAUUGAAAUCUCUUCAUAAUAUAGACGAAGACGCAAUUAAAGAACUUGUUCAUGAGAGAAUCGAAGCAUCAACUAAAAAGAAAAAAGAAUUAUUUGGUGUAGUUUCCAUGGAUCCAAAAAAAUUCGGCAAUAAAUCAUUUUCUUUAAACAAGAAGAGCGACAUAUACGGAGAGUCAUAUGAUGGCUGUUUAGCUGUGCAAAUUAUGCAAGGACUUACUAUUCCAGAUACCCCCAUUGAAUAUGUUAAGCUUUAUACUGAAUGUUGGGAUGACAACCCAAAUAAUCGGCCAUCUAUUCAAGAAGCCGUUGAAAGAUUAAAUACAAUCAGUUCAUUAACAAAUAUACCAAUUUAUCAACAAAAUGAGAAUAUUGACAAGAUAACAGAUAAAAAAAAAAAGAUUUGA
Molecule: messenger RNA, 583 nt
Organism: Rhizophagus irregularis DAOM 181602=DAOM 197198
Lineage: Eukaryota; Fungi; Glomeromycota; Glomeromycetes; Glomerales; Glomeraceae
Source: RefSeq, a predicted model, not a curated record